Arachis duranensis is the source of this 429-nucleotide messenger RNA. RefSeq lists its product as uncharacterized. Lineage: Eukaryota; Viridiplantae; Streptophyta; Magnoliopsida; Fabales; Fabaceae. The transcript has a single exon. Gene Ontology annotation, molecular function: RNA-DNA hybrid ribonuclease activity; nucleic acid binding. The record is from RefSeq and is a predicted model, not a curated record. Bases 1 to 429 code for a protein of 142 amino acids.
AUGGAAACAGAAUUUGCAGAAAUUGCAGAAGAACCUGCAAAGAGUUCUAUUAAUGAAAGAAGGCCAGUUAAAAGGGUUACCUGGAGACCGCCACUGGCAGGAUGGGUUAAGUGCAAUAUUGAUGCAGCGUUUGUUGAAGUUCAUUUUGGAGGGGCAAAAAUAGUAGUAUUAAGAGACCACACUGAAAACCUUCUCACAGGCUCAAACUCCAAAAUAGUGGCCACCUCGCCUUUCGCUGCAGAAGCCUUAGCAGUUAGGGAAGUAUUAUUAAUGGCAAAAAACUUUCAACUGGAAAGAAUUAUCAUUAAAUCUGAUAGUUUGAUCCUCAUCCAAGCACUAAAAUCACAGGCAUUAAUUGUAGAAAUUCAAGUAUUUUUAGAUGAUAUUUCGGAUUUAUCAAGAAGUAUCUCAAAUUGUGGGUUCAUCUGA